Enterobius vermicularis (human pinworm) is the source of this 177-nucleotide messenger RNA. NCBI's taxonomy places the organism in Eukaryota, Metazoa, Nematoda, Chromadorea, Rhabditida, Oxyuridae. The record is from the annotation of a GenBank genome assembly.
CAUCGUCAUCGUCAUCAUCAUCAUCAUCAUCAUCAUCAUCAUCAUUACCAUCGCCACCACCACCACCGUUGCUGUCAUCGUCGGCGACACCAUCGUCUUUUUUUUCAUGGUCAUAAGCACCAACUGACACUUUCUUCCUCUUCACCUCUUUCUUUUGAUUCAUUAUUAUCAGCAUAA